Messenger RNA from Paramecium octaurelia, 1250 nucleotides. NCBI's taxonomy places the organism in Eukaryota, Ciliophora, Oligohymenophorea, Peniculida, Parameciidae. The record is from the annotation of a GenBank genome assembly.
UAAUCAUUAAAAAUGGCUUCCUAUAGAGAUCCUGUUUAUGGAAUCAAUGGCAAACCUGCAUUUGAUCAAAUUAGAUAUCCCUUGAACACAGACAUUAAUACUUAAUAUACAUAAAAACCUUUGGGUACAGAAUAAGGUCCUGGAUUACCAAUGCAAUUUGGAUAGGCAUCUGCAAGAGCCUAUGCAUAAGAAGUAAAAUCCAAAUCCACUAAAAUAGUUCUAAUUAUCACCAGAAAUUUAAGCAUUAAAUAAACAAUAACAAUUUUAAUAACCAAAUCAGGGACCCCCAAUUGUAUAAAAUAUUGUCCAACCAUAACCUAUAUACUAAGAAAUUCAACACUAUGACAAACCUGUUAAGGUAGUGCCUCGAAUUGAUAUUGAAGAGCCAUGGAGAAGUAAAAUUCAAUAUUGAUCAUAGAUAAAUGUACAUUCUUAGAAAAAUAAAUAUAUGAUUUGCAGUAAGAAAAUUUUAGAUUAAAAUCAUAAAAUAUCGCAUCUGAAAAGAUCAGCUAUUUUGAGGAUACAGGAAGAGUCAAUCAAUUAAUGCAAGAAGUGGAUAGACUCAAUAAGACUAUUAUAGAUUUGAAUUCAGAAAUCGAUCAAUGGGGAUUGAGAUAUUAAAGCUUAGAAAAUCAAUUGAAAACUAGAUCUAAUGUUGAAAUGGAAGUUGAAAGAAUGAAGAGAGCUGUUCAAGAUAAUGAAAAUAUUGUAUAGGUUGAAAUGAAUAGACUAAGAGAAUAAUUAGAUUAAUGGUAGAGAAGAUGCUAAUCACUUGAGUCUUAGAGUUUUGAAGCCUAAAACUUUAUGGCUAAGUCUAGAACAAAAGAUUAAAAUAUUUGUAAUAUUUGUUAUUGAAUUUUAGUCAAUUUAUAAUCAGAUUUAAAAAAAGCAGAACUGAAUUUGAAGUUAAAAUAAGAUGAUUUGGAUACUGUCUAAUAAAAAUUGAAUAGAUUGGAAAAAAUAGUUCGAGAGACUGAAUAUUAAAACUAAGAAAUCGCUAAGUAAAAUACAACUUAAAUUUGUUUAGUCUUAGAAAAAUAAUUGAUGAUAGGAAUAAAGAAAUCGAAAUAUUAAGAAGAUAAAGUUAAUCAUAAUAUUCAAGCUAAAAUUUGAAGGAUUUGGAAAGCAAGGUUUCACUAUUUUAAAAUGAAUGUAAUAGAUUAAAUGAACUAUUAAAUCAUAAGGAACAGGAACUUUAAUUAUAUAGAGAUUAAUUAAAGAGGUAAUCUCAUUACAGUAAUAAAUAAUGA